This is a messenger RNA of Trichoplusia ni (cabbage looper), 1687 nucleotides long. RefSeq names its product low density lipoprotein receptor adapter protein 1-like. Lineage: Eukaryota; Metazoa; Arthropoda; Insecta; Lepidoptera; Noctuidae. The record is from RefSeq and is a predicted model, not a curated record.
UCGGCAAUUUGUAACACAGAUAGGUAAACUCUUUAGAUAAAUAUUAUUUUCCAUUGGUCAUUAAAUAUAAUAAUGUAUAACAUUACGUUAAUCGUGUUAUUAUUAUUGAAACUCAUUGACUUCGCGGUCCAUACAUCAAAGGGAUGAGAUUGCAUGUGCUCGACACGACACUACAUGCAGUUCAACUGGGACCGCGAGCGGGAAAAGUCGUCCGCCAUUUAAAAAACAUAACUUCUUUUUCUUUAUUUUGAUAAUCGAGCUUUGUGAGAAAAAUGACGACUCUCCUUAGAAAAAUGUGGAAGACUCAUUCAAAGCACAAAAAGCUAUGUGAAGAGUGGGCCCUAGCGGAGUGCGAGGGAGAGGGUUGGUGGCGGGAGGCACGGGAGUCCAGCGCCGGGGAGGUGGACGUGCGGUACGCGGGCGCAGCACCCGUGGAGAGAGCUGCUUCGGCACCAGCUACGGCACUCGCUGUUAGGUCUGCUCUGCAUUCUGCUAAACUGAUGAAUAAGAAGCUACAGCGAGUGAACUUGGACAUAAGUGCAAAGGGCAUCAUAGUGACGGAUGCCGACACACAGGAAAACGUUAUCAGCGUUUCUAUUUACAGGAUCUCGUACUGCUCGGCGGACGCGGCCAACGCGCGCGUGUUCGCGGUGGUGGAGGGUCGCCGGCGGGGGGGGGGCGGCGGCGGCGCGCCCGACGCGCACGUGGUGCACGCCUUCCUGUGCACGCGCCGCCGCCACGCGCGCGCGCUCGCGCUGGCGCUGGCACAUGCCUUCAAUGAUGCUUACCAGGCCUGGCAAGCAAACCUCAGUCAAGGUAGUUCACUGUCAUCGGAGGAGAAACGCCUCGCUCCAUGGGUUCGAUUCCAAGAAGAAUCUGAUGAGGAGCUGGAGGCUGAGGACUGGCAGUCACCCGCCCCUCUCGUGUCCUUCGCAUAAAGAUAACAUAUUUAACUAUAGUCUUACUUGUUAAGGCUUUAAACUAUUUAAUAAGAUUAGAUUAUAGUAUUAGGUAAGUAACAUUAGAUGAGUAAGUUAGAUAGGUUUUAAGUAGAUGCUUAAGUUUCGACAUGGGAGCGUUUAUACUUAAAAUAAUAGUUUUAUUUGAAGCUUUAGUUUUAAUAAUGAUAAGUUUAGCAUUGCUCCUUGCUCAAAUGGAAAUUGUAUGAAAGAGAUAUGAAUUGGCUAAAGUAAAAAUGAAAGUAUAAUUGAUUUUAUUGGAGGACCUUGAUAAGUAAGAUCGUUGUAAAAGAAAGAUGCCGCUCUACGCUGUGUAGUGCUGUCUUGCUUUCACAAUUUCUGGACUGAUUCUUCUGGUUCAUGCCUUACUUUAUCCACCCCUUGAUAUUUGCACUUUGGUAUAGUUUAACUAUGGUGUCUAAUGGUGAGAUAACGAAAUGGUUAUAACGUGGUGAUACCUCAGCCUGCUAAAGAAAUGCAAAGUACCUCUUUGCAUUUCUUUAGCAGCCUUACCCUUUUAGAAUAUUAAUCUAAAAUGAGAAUGUGACCAUUGAUAUGGGUGUAAGUAACGUAUUCGCUUUUUUAGUUAUAUUGAUGUAUGUACGUUUUCAUAACAAUUUCAUCGAACUACAUUUUGCUUCUGGUCACGAGAAAUUCAUCUCAUAUCGAAAUCAAAACACAUUUAUGUAAAUAGUUUGCACGUCUUUAAUUAAAUUAAGAUACAAUUU